Molecule: messenger RNA, 6595 nt
Organism: Anopheles coustani
Lineage: Eukaryota; Metazoa; Arthropoda; Insecta; Diptera; Culicidae
Gene: CLIP-190
Product: restin homolog
Exons: 16
Coding region: 402-6263 (1953 amino acids)
Biological process (GO): cytoplasmic microtubule organization
Cellular component (GO): microtubule plus-end; nucleus; cytoplasm
Molecular function (GO): microtubule plus-end binding
Source: RefSeq, a predicted model, not a curated record
AGACGAGCGCCAAACGUCAGUGAAUCGGAUUCCGAAAAUGUUGAUCUUCACCUUUUUGUUUGGUAUUUUUCGUUUUGGCCGUUGAAAAGUGGUGGAAAAUCGUCACACAUCUAAAAAUAAAUAUGUGAUGUUGUUAUCUAGGUAUGUCAAGUUCUCCGCGGGUAAAACUCUGACGACGAAGUUGUGAUGCAUAUGCAAGUGGAAACCGAAAAUUGAAAAUUUAGCCGGCAGCGUUGUGAAUGAAAUAAUUACCGGUGGUGCUGUGUGGUGUUGUUGUUUAUGAUUGCGUUCAAAACAGCGGUCUUGUGCCGGGUUUUAUUUUAUUUGUGUGCCCCGUUAGUGUUCGUUUCGUUUGCUACCUGUUUGAGCGGGAGUGUGAGGAAAAGUGGACUAGUUUUGUGAUGGAAACGGAAAAAAGUGAUGCCACCCCACAGCCAGCGGUUGGCAACGGGGAGCCCGCGUCCAGUGCGACCAAUGGUGGAACGUCACCGACAGGCUCGAUACCGGCAGGUGGCUCGGGAAUCCAACCUCCAAAGGUUAGAGCCCUUCCGAAGCCCUCCGGCAUCAAGCCACCGUCGGCCAAUUUGAGCGGUUCCACGACGUCGCUUGCGAGUACCAGUUCCCAGCUGACGACUGCUUCGACGGCUGCCGCUUCCGGAGCCACGGUACCGUCCGCCACCCGGAUAGGGCGGUUAUGCAUGGGACAUACUCCACCGAAGGCAGGACUUCCACCGUCGGAACCAAAGCUAUCUGCCCUCGACAGUAAAAUGAGACGACCGAGCGAAUCCGAUUUCAACAAAUCACAUCUGCCAGAUGUGGACGAAGAAAGCGAAACCGACCUGGCGUUCGAGCGCCCCGUCUCAUCCCGUUCGUCCCACUCGCCCGACUCCGGGUUCAAGAGCAAUCGGUCCGAUCGCAAGACUUCGAGCGCCUCCACCGGCUCCGAUGUCUACUGGGAGGCAACCGGAAGGCGCAGAAGCUCAGAUCAGGGAGCGGUGCUGACGACCGACACGGACAGUUUUAUCAUCGGCCAGCGCGUUUGGGUCGGCGGCAUCCGCCCGGGCCAGAUUGCCUACAUCGGCGAGACACACUUUGCGCCGGGCGAAUGGGCCGGCGUCGUGCUGGACGAGCCGAACGGGAAGAACGAUGGUUCGGUGGCUGGGAAGCGCUACUUCCAGUGCGAGGCGAAGAAGGGCGUCUUCUCCCGGUUGACCCGGCUCACGCGUGAACAGCUGGCGAGCGGCGGUGGGGGAGACUCGACGACCGCUACCACCCCGCUCGACCAGAGCUUCCGCUCGCUGACGUCACCGGCCCGCUCGGGCACCGUUUCGCCGACGCACAGCGUGCAGAGUUAUGCCAGCAAAUCACCGGCCAUCGGGGGAAAGGCAGCCUCGUUGAACGUCGGUGACCGAGUGAUCGUGUCGUCCGGGUUUGGUUCGCGCCCGGGAAUACUGAAGUAUCUGGGCGAGACGCAGUUCGCCAGCGGAACGUGGUGCGGGGUGCAGCUGGAUGAAGCCAGCGGCAAGAACGAUGGCACUGUGGAUGGUGUGAGAUACUUCGAGUGUCCGGCCAAGUAUGGCAUAUUCGUCCCGAUUGCCAAGGUCACCCUGUCGCCGUCGGCACGCAAGACCUCGGCCCGGCUGUCCCGGGCCAACUCGAAGGAGUCGCUCAACUCGCUGGCCACGAUGAGCUCGAUUGCAACCACCGCAACGUCCCGACUUCGUAUGAGCGCACAGAGGAAAUCAACGGUCAGCGCUGUUCCGUCGACACCGAAAGCUUCCUUUUCGCUUCAGGAUGUCCUCCGGGAAAAGCAGAACCACAUCGAGCAGCUUAUGCAGGAGCGAGAAAUCGACCGUGAGGAGAAUGCGAACCAAUCGAUUAUGUACCAGAAGAACAUCCAACAGCUGAAGGAAAAAGUUGCCUUGCUGGAAAAAUCCCUCUCCGACGAGAAGCGCCGCAACGAAGAUCUGCAGUUCAGCGUGGAUGAGGUCACCUUCUGCGGCGAGGAGCUGAACCGAAAAAUUCAAAAUUCUGUACAUGCACAAACGCAAGUGUUUAAGGAACGUAUCGGGGAACUGGAGGCACAACUAGCUGGUAGCGCCACAGGGAAAGUAAAAGAUGAUCAACAGCCGGUAAUUUCCGAUGAAUACCUCAAUGCUGUCCGGGCAGAGUUGAAUGCCGAAAUCGAUAAGCUGAAGGCCGAAAUCCUCACCAAAGACCAGAAGCUACACCUGACCGAGGAGUUGAAGCGUUCGCUCGAGAAUGAAAUACAGAAGCUGCACGAAAGGAUCGCGGAGGUGGAGCAUACCGCCGAAGGUAAGCUGUCCGCGCUUACCAUCUCCGAGGAGUGUCUCAGGGAGCAGAUCAACUAUCUCGAGCAUCGGGUGGAGGAACAGAGCGAUCAACUGACGGCGAAGGAUGCGGAACUGGAGCAGCAGUAUCUGGCGCUGAAAAAUGCCGAAGGCGAACAGGAUGAGCGGGUUGCCGCAUUGCAGAGUGAACUGCGCGCGAUGGAGGCAGAACGGAGCGAUCGCGAGCAGACACGUCAGAAGCUGGAGGCAACGUUGGAGGAGUUGCGGAACGAUUUGCGCCAGCGUGACCUCAAAAUGGCAGAGGGUGAAACCGGUAUGAAGGUGGUACUGCAGGAGAAGGACGGUCAGAUCGGUAAGCUGCAGGACCAGCUAAAGGAUUUGGAGGAACGGUUGGCAUCGGCGGAGGCAUUACAAUCUCAGCAGGAGCAUAAGCAUGCAACCGCAACACAGACAAUCGUGGACCUUCAAUUCGAACGCGAUGAGAAAGUUAAACAUCUGCAGGAGAUGGAACUAAAACUGGCCGCUGGUGCGGUUGCGCUUAAGGAAGAAACCACGCUUCGGCAGGAGAAGGAAUCGGAAGUGCUUAAACUGGCGGGAGAGUUGCGUACACUCACAACAAACAAUGAGGAACGGGCGGCCGAGUUGACGAAGACGCAGGACACGCUUUCAAAUCAAGCCAAGCAACUGGAUGCACUAGGAGAAGAAAAGACUAAUCUCGAAAAGGAACUUGACCGUUUGCGGGAAGCACACGAUAAGGUGCGAUCGGAGCAGGACGUCCUGAUAGCGGAACUGCACACCCUGGUCGACACGGAGCGAAAAACCAUCGAAGAACUUCGGAAGGAGCUGAGUGCGUCUGAGCAGGAAAAUCUUACCAAAGACAAGCAGCUGGAGGAAAACGAAGUGUUGGUGGGAGCACUACAAAAGGAACUGAAAGAACUCAACGUCACGAAUGCCAACCUUAGCCAGGAGCUGGCGGCUACGAAGGCCAGCUUCGCGGACAAGGAUGGCACGCUUGCGAAGAUAUUGGAGGAAACGAGUGCACUGCAGGCUCAGCUGGCACAAAGCAAGGACGAGAUGGUCGCAAAGGUUAAACAGUUUGAAGAAGAGCUUCAAAAACGGGAGGCAGCCUGGCGUGAGGAAACGGAGAAAAAGGAUGCUUCUACAAAGCAAGAACUUAGCUCUAGAGAUAUCAACUUGGCGCAGCUCACCCAGACCAAGGAAACACUUGAGAAAGAUUUAGAAUCGAUCAGGCAGCAGCUAAAGGAGGCCGUUGAGGCAAGCCAGAAAUCGGCGGAAGCAGUUGCGAACAAAACGGCCGAAGCGCUUUCUCUGGAUCAACUGGUUGCUAACCUCCGGGCGGAUGUUUCCUCCAAAGAGGACCAGGUCGGCAAACUGAACGCUGCCCUUGCGGAAAGCAACAGUCGCCAGGAAACGAGUGACCGAAAACUCCUGGAACUUCAAGAGCAGUUCGGUCGGCUUGAAAUAGAGCGUGCGGAUUUGGGCAGGAAAAUGGAAGCUCUUGAGCAGCGAUCUACUCAGGUCCAGGAACAGAAGCAAGAUCUCGAGAAAGAGCUCGAUACACUGCGUUCCACCACGAUCGAUUCGAACUCAGAGCUAGCAAAGAUGAGCGAGGAGCUCAAGGUAAAGCAGCGUGCGUUGGAUGAACUUCGUGACAGCUACGACACGUUGAAAAUCACCAUGGAACGGCGGCUGGACGAGACGGGCCAAACGAAUGCGGGACUCUUGGAGCAGGUCGAGCGCGUACGGCAAGAGAUGCAACAUCUGUCCGAUCAGAAGAUCAUUCAGGAGAACGAGCUCAACACGGAGCUCCGCAAGAUCAAGGAAAUCGCGGAACAGGAAAAGGACAACCUGGAGCGAGAAAUUGCAACGCUACGGGCGAGCUUUGACGAGGAGCGCCAAAGAUUGUCUAAUGAAUUAGCGCUGGUGACGUCCAGCGAAGCUUCCGUCAAAGAACAGCUUGCAGCAGUGCUGGCACAAUUCGAGCAAACGAAGGACGAACUAACAAAGGAACUUGAAAAUGUGCGUACCGAAAAGCUCAAAGAUCACGAUCUCCAAGUGGCCAACGUUAAGGAAGCUUUGGUACGGGAGGAACUGCUCAAAAAGCAACUUGAGGACGUCCGAGCGGAAUCGAACGGUCUCAAGGAAACCCUGGACGAGUUGCGCAAGUCGAUGGAACAAGGUAGUCACGAGUUGGCCAGCCAAAUCGAUCAGAAGACCCAACAAAUCGUGAAACUAGAAAAGGAACUAGCGGAUGAGCGAAGCGCACUAGAAAAACGAGUCGCAGAGGUGAACGAAUUGAUUGAGAAGUACGAUUCGAGUACGAAAAAUCACACGGACAUGCUGCGGCAAAUGAACGAUUGUUACGCCCAGAUCGAAGCAUUGACCAAAGCGAAAGAGGAAUCGGAAGCAAGUUGUCAACAGAUGCGCCUACGCUUGGAGGAACUGAACAGCUCGUACAGCGAAAUGGAAGAGGAACAGGUCGAUCUGGUCAGCCGGGAAGAGGCGAUCAAGUUGGAGCUUAAGCAACUUCAAGAAAGCAUGCAAACCACGACCGCAAGCUAUAUGGGUCGUGAAACUGAGCUUGUGGGUAAAAAUGAACAACUAACGAAGCAGCUGGAAGAAAUGUCCACGAUACAGGAAGCGUACAAAACCGAGAUGUCUUCAUUAAAUGAUAAGCUGGAAACGCUUUCAACUGCCGCCGCCGAACUGCAGUCCCUGAUUGCCGAGCAUGGUCCAUUGGUGAAGACGAAGGAAGCUUUAGAGAGCAAAGUUCAAACGCUUGAGCAAUCAGUUUCGGAAAAGAAUGCAUCCAUUGCGAAUCUUACUGAAUCGCUGGAGGCGAAAAGUAAGGAGUUCAUCGAAAAGGAAGCUUCGGUGUUAGUGAAGGAAGAUGAGAUUUCCAAACUGAUGGAAAGCGUAGCCAGCAAGGAUGCCGAGCUGAACGAAGUUCAACAACAGCUGGAUGCGGUGCAGAAAAGUCUUACCGAAAGCACCGAACUUGGCAUACGCUUCGUGGGUGAAACGACCGACCUGAAGGAAGCUCUGGAGCGUGGCCGUGUCAUCCAAAAAGAACAGGAUGAGCGGGUUAAAGAGCAGCAGCGGCGUAUCGCCGAGUUGGAAACGAAACUGUCCGCCCAAACGACGCAGUUCGACGAGUUGCUCGAUCGAAAGAAAUCGUCCGAAACGGAACACUCGCAGCGCAUGCACGAGUUGAACCAGCGGCUUGUGGAGAUCGAGAAUGGCAAGCGGCAGGAAAUCGAAGAGUUGCAGCAGCGGCUGGCCGAGAUGCUACAGCGUGUCGAAAGUCAGGUGGCCGAAACGGCGCAGACCGCGAGCAGUAAGCGGACGGCCGAAAAGCGUCAGCAAGAGCUCGAGUGCGCCAAAAAAGAUCUGGAGUUGCGUGAAACCGAGUUGCAGUUUACUAACCGUCGGCUCGAGAAGGAGAACGAGCAUCUGCGGGCGCAAAUAGUGGUGAAGGAGGGUGAGCUGGCCAAGUUCUCCAAAGCGGCAGCUACGGCGGCAACGGCGGCUAACGUACCGGAGCGCCCCAAGGGCGUUGAGAUGCAGGACGUCGAAUCCGGAGCACAGAUCGAUUUCCUAAAUUCAAUCAUCGUCGAUAUGCAGCGACGAAACGAAAAGCUCACGCUACGGGUACAGGCCCUCGAGUCGACCAGUGUCGAAAGUGCCAACAUGAGUUUCGAUAUACAGAAGCGCAAACCGGCGCCACGGGUGUUCUGCGACAUUUGCGAUGAAUUUGACCUACACGAAACCGAGGACUGCCCGAAACAGUGCUCCGACAGUCCACCGGAAUCGCUCAAGCAUCCGUCGGAUGGCAAGGAACGGAAAGUGCCGCCACCGAGAAAGUACUGCGAAAGUUGUGAAGUGUUUGGCCACGAAAUUGGAGAAUGUCCCGAUGAUGAGACGUACUAGGAGGACGAAAUUGAAGGCGACUUGCAUCGUGUUCGUCUCAUAAUAGCUCAUUUGGCGCUGUACCAGCGACUGUCUUGUGUGGUUUAGUUUAGGUAUUUAUUUAAGAGUAGUCUUUUAAAAAGAGGAAUUCGAGGUUGUUUUUAGCAAACGAAGGGAGAACAGUAAAUUAUUAACGCGAGGCUUCAGUUGAACCUUUCAUGAAUAUGUUAUUUUCUGAUAGUUGAAUUGUUAGUAGCAGAUUUCAUCAGUUGAGCACGUGUCCUUCAAUUUAGACCGCGUUGGUCGUUUCCGUUCGGAUAAUUUAACAAUAAUCAUGAAAAGGCAGUUUAUGA